Molecule: messenger RNA, 1585 nt
Organism: Catharus ustulatus (Swainson's thrush)
Lineage: Eukaryota; Metazoa; Chordata; Aves; Passeriformes; Turdidae
Gene: NKX6-1
Product: NK6 homeobox 1
Exons: 3
Coding region: 1-1035 (344 amino acids)
Biological process (GO): regulation of transcription by RNA polymerase II; cell differentiation
Cellular component (GO): nucleus
Molecular function (GO): DNA-binding transcription factor activity, RNA polymerase II-specific; RNA polymerase II cis-regulatory region sequence-specific DNA binding
Source: RefSeq, a predicted model, not a curated record
AUGCUGGCGCUGGGGCAGAUGGACGGCGCGCCCCGGCAGGGCGCCUUCCUGCUGGGCAGCCCGCCGCUGGCCGCCCUGCACAGCAUGGCCGAGAUGAAGGCGCCGCUGUACCCCGCGUACCCCCUGCCCGCCGGGCCCGCCUCCUCCUCCUCAGCCUCCGCCUCGCCCGCCUCCGCCUCGCCCUCUCCGCCGCUCGGCUCCCCCGGCCUCAAGGCGCCCGCCGCCUCCGCCGCCGCCGCGGGCGGGCUCUCGGCGCUGGGCACGGCCCCGCCGCAGCUCUCGGCCGCCACCCCGCACGGCAUCAACGACAUCCUCAGCCGGCCCUCCAUGCCCCUGCCGGGCGCCGCGCUCGCCUCCGCCUCGCCCUCCGCUUCCUCGGCGGCGCCCGCCGGGCUGCUGGCCGGGCUGCCCCGCUUCGGCAGCCUCAGCCCCCCGCCGCCGCCGCCGCCCGCCCUCUACUUCAGCCCUGGGGCUGCCGCUGCCGCCGCCGCCGUGGCCGCCGGGCGCUACCCCAAGCCGCUGGCCGAGCUGCCCGGCCGGACACCGAUCUUCUGGCCGGGGGUGAUGCAGAGCCCGCCCUGGAGGGACGCCCGCCUCGCCUGCGCCCCCCAUCAAGGCUCAAUUUUGCUGGAUAAAGACGGAAAGAGAAAACAUACAAGACCCACUUUUUCUGGCCAGCAGAUUUUCGCUCUGGAAAAGACUUUCGAACAGACGAAAUACCUGGCGGGCCCGGAGCGAGCCCGGCUGGCCUAUUCCCUGGGGAUGACGGAGAGCCAAGUGAAGGUCUGGUUCCAGAACCGACGGACCAAGUGGCGGAAGAAGCACGCGGCGGAGAUGGCAACGGCAAAGAAGAAGCAGGACUCGGAGACGGAGCGGCUGAAGGGCGCCUCGGAGAACGAGGAGGAGGACGACGACUACAACAAACCCCUGGACCCCAAUUCGGACGACGAGAAGAUAACGCAGCUCCUGAAGAAACACAAGCCGGGGGGCGGCGGGCUGCUGCUGCACGCCCCGGAGGGAGAGGCCUCCGUCUAGCCCGCUUCGCCCGCCGCCGCUUUCGGAGAUGUACAGAUCUAUUUUUCUAGACUCUACGCGCCCGGGAGGAGGAGGAGACGCCGGAGGGGCAGCAGAGAGGACUGCGGGCAGCGGGCCCCGGCGGGCGCGGCCGGUCCCGGCGCCGCGUGUUGUUGUAGGGUGGCGGGCGGAGGGGAGCGGCGGGGGCUGCCCCGACCCCCGGCCCCGCUCCCGGCCGUGCGGCGGCCGCGUCUUUGCCGGCUCUUUGUAAAUAAACCGUGAGUCACCGCGACCAUAGGCGUUCCUUACUGUGAAUAUUUAAAAUGUAAAAUACCUUCUUUUUUUUGUACAGCGGGGGCCGGGGGCGCAGCCGCCCCGCCCGCCCCGCGCUCCCCGGCAGCACCGGGGGCACCGCUGGAGCCCCCGGGACGGCGGCAGCGGGGCCGCCGAGGAAAAAGCCGCCGUGGCCGCCACCGGUCCUUCCCUCGGGCCGAAACUGCAGCGGCACCGCGUGCUAUUUAUUAGUAUUUUUGAAACACUUUCUGUUGCCGUCGUCGUGCAAGGGAGGGGG